Messenger RNA from Coprinopsis cinerea okayama7#130, 2577 nucleotides. Its product is annotated as phenylalanine ammonium lyase. The coding region runs from base 1 to 2310 and encodes 769 amino acids. NCBI's taxonomy places the organism in Eukaryota, Fungi, Basidiomycota, Agaricomycetes, Agaricales, Psathyrellaceae. The record is from RefSeq and is a predicted model, not a curated record. Gene Ontology annotation, biological process: L-phenylalanine catabolic process. Gene Ontology annotation, cellular component: cytoplasm. The transcript has 7 exons. Gene Ontology annotation, molecular function: ammonia-lyase activity.
AUGCCAGCCGUCGUUGUCGCUGACCCCAAGACGCCUCGCCGCUCUUCGAUCACCUCGAGCACCUAUUAUGCGCGCGACUCCCCCAAACUGUCAAAGUUAGAGACUUACGGAAGCAGGCCGACCCCCACACGUUCCAGGUCAAAAACCUACGUGUCUUCACCUGUAGUUGCGUCUCCAACGACCCUCUUCACCCCCACGUCGACAGUUCCCUCUACGCCAGCAAAAUCAUCCACGCUCGUCGACCGAUUUAUCCAGAACGUUAAAGAGCUGGAAAGCUACAAAAAUGGAAGGACAGUCCUCGUUGACGGUCAAACGCUGUCGAUCGCAGGGGUUGCAGCAACGGCGCGCCAUCACGCAUCAGCUGUUCUAGACGAAUCGCCUCAUACGAGAGCAAGACUCGUCAAGAGCAGAAAGGUGGUGACAGACAAGGUAGAUAAUGGCAUCAGCGUGUACGGUGUCUCCACUGGCUUUGGAGGAAGUGCCCACACCCGGACAGACAAGCCUAUCCUCUUGGGCAAUGCUCUCCUUCAACUGCUCCACAGCGGAGUCACCCCCACCUCCACGAAUAAGCUUGAUGCACUCCCGCUGUUAGAUCCGCUGUCACACAACACCAUGCCCGAAUCAUGGGUUCGUGGUGCUAUCUUGAUUCGUAUGAACUCCCUGAUUCGCGGCCACUCUGGCGUUCGAUGGGAGCUCAUCGAAAAGAUGAACGAACUGCUCCAGAAGGACAUCAUCCCGGUCGUGCCAUUGAGAGGAAGCAUUUCUGCCUCUGGUGAUCUAUCCCCGCUUUCCUAUAUCGCUGGCACUCUGAUCGGCAACCCUACCAUUAAAGUUUUCGAUGGUCCAACGGGAUUUGGUCCCCGCCAAAUUGUCCCAGCUUCUAGAGCUUUGGAGGCGCACGGUGUUACUCCCUUGCCACUUGCCUCCAAGGAGCACCUCGGAAUCCUCAAUGGGACGGCCUUCUCUGCCUCGGUUGCUGCCUUAGCCUUGAACGACGCUGUUCAUUUGGCCCUCCUGGCCCAGGUUUGCACUGCCAUGGGGACGGAAGCUCUGAAUGGAACUCGUCUCUCGUUUGAUUCAUUUAUCAACAAGACCGCACGCCCUCACCCCGGUCAGAUCGAGACUGGCAAAAACAUUUGGGAUCUUCUCGAAGGUAGCAAAUUUGCUGUGACGACUGAGGAAGAAGUUACCAUCCUUGAAGAUAAAGGGGUCCUUCGUCAGGACAGAUAUCCUUUGCGAACGGCUGCCCAGUUCAUUGGGCCUCAAGUUGAGGAUCUGAUCCAGUCAUUGGAUACUAUUACUAUUGAGUGUAACUCAACAACCGACAAUCCGUUGAUCGACGGUGAAACCGGUACUGUCCAUCACGGAGGUAACUUCCAAGCAAUGGCCGUGACCAACGCCAUGGAGAAGUCUCGUUUGAGUCUUCACCACCUUGGAAAGCUACUCUUUUCCCAAUGCGCGGAGCUCAUGGAUCCAAACAUGAACCGCGGCCUGCCACCUUCGCUUGCCGCUACCGACCCAUCCCUCGACUACCAUUGCAAGGGACUCGACAUUGCCACAGCGGCCUAUGUUGCUGAGCUUGGUUAUCUUGCAAGCCCUGUUUCCACCCACAUCCAAUCUGCUGAGAUGCACAACCAGGCUGUCAAUUCCAUGGCCCUCGUUUCAGCUCGUGCCACGAUUAACGCUCUGGAAGUCCUCACCAUCCUCACCGCCUCGUAUCUCUAUGCUCUCUGUCAAGCUCUCGACCUCCGUGCCUUGCAGCACGAGUUUAGGGAAGGGAUGGUGAAGAUCGUUUCCGAAGAAGCCACUUCGUAUUUCGGCUCUUCCUUGACUGAGCAUGAUCUAGCCAAAUUGAAGGACAGGCUCUCUUCAGCAAUGCAGGAGACUUUCGAGACCACGAGCACUAUGGACAAUGUGGAGCGCAUGAUCAAGAUUGGCGACUCGACGACUCAACCACUCUUCGAUUUCCUCUGCCAUCGGGACGUCUCUAUAUCAAACCCCGGGGAUAUCCCACCCUCAGUCGCUUCCAUCUCGAAAUUCCGUAGCAAGGUCACUCCACGACUGACUGCGCUGAUGGAGCAGCUUCGAAAGGAAUUCCUGACCGGCGUUCGUGGCCCGGCACCUGCAAGUCCAUACCUCAACAAGACACGACCGGUAUACGAGUUUGUGCGAGUUACCCUUGGCAUCAAGAUGCACGGGAGAGAAAACCUAACGCUCUUUGCGAAUGGCCUUGGGGUUGAUGAUGUUACCGUAGGCGAAAAAGUGUCAAUCAUCAAUGAGGUGCAUUUUCCCCUGUUUCAUGUCCCCUGAUAACGAUCUAACGAACCUGGUUAUUCAUAGGCUAUCAGGGAUGGCAAAAUGCAAACCAUCGUCGCAAAUCUUUUCUCUUAGAUUCGCAUUGAGGUACACAACCAAGUCCUACCUUAGAGCCAAGCAUAAUCGCAAUUUAAUCCACAUGUAGCAUAGCACCACUGAAGCUCCGUUUCAUUUUACACAUAACCAUAUUUAACUAUAUAUUCUUGCAAAUAUAUUGUACCAGUAAUAGUCGAGGGCUAAUCAUAGCUUUUCGAUUGCCUU